This is a messenger RNA of Oncorhynchus mykiss (rainbow trout), 3577 nucleotides long. The record is from RefSeq and is a predicted model, not a curated record. NCBI's taxonomy places the organism in Eukaryota, Metazoa, Chordata, Actinopteri, Salmoniformes, Salmonidae.
ACCGUAACGACCGGAGAAACACAAGUGUUUCACAAACUCUGUGGGAAACCCAAUGGGGAGAACUGCAGUGGGGUCUUUAUACACGUUCCGGGGCCGCUUCAACUGGUACUUCUAUUUUUCAGAUUCCGGGGCUGGUCGCUUUCUCUCGAUGUAAUCUGAUCCCGUGCAAGUGUCUUGGAAGCAUCAUCAGCUUUCACAAUUCUGAAAGGGAGGUGACUUGAGCGACCGAAGAACUAACGUUGAAUUCAGCAGGACUGAGGACCAUUUGAGAUGCAUGGCCUGUAAGCAGCCAGCGCCAGCGAUGGCUCAUAGGAAGAGGCCAGGGACCAGCGGCUCCAGCUGCAGCAUGUUGGAGCCUCCCGUCCGGCCCCCCUGCCCCGCCGCCUACCCCCCAGAGCAGCACGACCAGGAGCAGGAGGAGGGGCCGGGGGAGGAGGAGGAGGUCCACUACUGCCGCCAGCAGGGCCUGGAGCCAGAGCUGACGGACAGCCGGCCGGACACACCUACUACACCAGAGCCGCAACACGAGCAUGAACACAGCCAUGACCACGAUCACCCAGACUGCCACGGCCAUGAUGACCACAGUCACAGCGACGACCAUGCAGAGUGCCAUGGCCACGACCGCGAGCAUGCAGGCUGUCACGAUCACGGUCACAGUCACGACGAUGUAGACUGCCACGACCACGGCCACGUCCACAGUCACAUCAAUGACCACGACCAUGCAGGCUGCCACGGCCACCGUCACGACCACGCUGACAGCCUGGAUGGAGACUCCAGCUCUGACUAUGUGAACAACAGCUCAGAGGAGGAGGACUAUGAUGAAGGUCUGCCGGAGGAGGAUGAGGGCAUCACCUACUACAUCCGCUACUGCCCUGAGGAUGACAGCUACCUGGAGGGCAGCAUAGACUGCAACGAGGGCGAGGCUGACUAUACCGCCAGCACCGUGCAGCACGUCCCGGCUGAGCCCCCGGGCGACACAGACGAGUGCCAGGAAGCGGUGGAGGAGUGGGUGGAGGGAGAAAGUGGGGUGGAUGUGGGGGAGGUGCGCUGUGAGGUGGUGGAGCAGGACCCAGAUGAACAGAUCUACGACGUCCUGGACCACCACCCCCACCCCGCCGCCGUCCUGCAUGAGUCCCCCCCACCCACAGAGGAAGAGGAGGAGGUGAGAGCUGGGGUUGCUUACACUGGGGACUACUAUGGCCCAGAGGAGGAAAAUGGGAACUCCGUGGUUCACGAAUCGCGGUCUCCAUACCGUGGCCGUAAAGUGGUAGUGGAGGGGGAGACGGGGGAGGAGGCGGAGGAGGACAUUGACCAGAUAGUGGCAGAGAUCAAGAUGAGUAUGAGCAUGGGUAGUCUGAGCAGCGGUGGUACUGACCAGAGUCCUGACGAGCUGGUGCAAGACAGUGUACCCAGUGAUUACCACCCUCCUGAGGCCCACACCAAGCCUGAGUCUGCCCCCUACACCCCAACCCCACACCGCCACGACAGCAGACCCAAGUCUCUCAACCUCCCCUCCUCCACACGGCACAACAACCCUGAGCUCCAGAGGGGCUUCAAGGUUCGCUCCCGCACCCCGGAGGAGCGACAGCAGUGGGCUCAAGAACAGAUGACCAACGGUGCAGAGCAUCCCAGGAAACAGCAGCGUUCUGACCUCAACGUGCCGCUGGAGAACAACAAUGUCCCGGAGGAAACUAAGAAGGCUGCAUCUUUCCCCAGCUUUGUUGAUGUUCCGGGGCCCUGUGAGCCAGAAGAUCUUAUUGAUGGCAUCAUCUUUGCUGCUAACUACCUGGGCUCCACCCAGCUGCUCUCUGAGAGGAACCCGUCCAAGAACAUCCGCAUGAUGCAGGCCCAGGAGGCUGUCAGCCGGGUCAAGAGGGUUCAGAAGGCUGCCAAAAUCAAGAAAAAGGCGAGUCCAGAGGGAGACGCACAGACACUGACAGAGGUGGACCUCUUCAUCUCCACCCUGAGGAUCAAAGUGCUCAACGCAGACACACAGGAAACUAUGAUGGACAACGCCCUGCGCACCAUCUCCUACAUAGCUGACAUUGGGAACAUCGUGGUGCUGAUGGCGAGGCGCCGCAUGCCGCGCACAGCCUCCCAGGACUGCAUCGAGACCACACCUGGAGCCCCAGAGGCCAAGAAACAGUACCGGAUGAUCUGCCACGUCUUUGAGUCUGAGGACGCCCAGCUCAUAGCCCAGUCGAUUGGACAGUCAUUUAGCGUGGCUUACCAGGAGUUCCUGAGGGCCAACGGCAUCAACCCAGAGGACCUGAGUCAGAAGGAGUACAGUGACAUCAUCAACACGCAGGAGAUGUACAACGAUGACCUCAUCCACUUCUCAAACUCUGAGAACUGCAAAGAGCUGCAGCUGGAGAAGCAUAAGGGAGAGAUCCUGGGCGUGGUCAUAGUGGAGUCUGGCUGGGGCUCCAUCCUGCCCACGGUCAUCCUGGCCAACAUGAUGAACGGUGGGCCGGCCGCCCGAUCCGGGAAGCUCAGCAUCGGAGACCAGAUCAUGUCCAUCAACAACACCAGCCUGGUGGGCCUGCCUCUCGCCACCUGUCAGGGAAUCAUCAAGGGCCUGAAGAACCAGGUGCAGGUGAAGCUGAACAUUGUGAGCUGUCCCCCUGUCACCACCGUGCUCAUCAAGAGACCAGACCUCAAGUACCAGCUGGGCUUCAGCGUCCAGAAUGGGAUUAUCUGCAGCCUGAUGCGGGGGGGUAUUGCUGAGCGGGGGGGUGUCCGGGUUGGCCACCGCAUUAUUGAGAUCAAUGGCCAAAGCGUGGUGGCUACAGCGCAUGAGAAGAUUGUCCAAGCCCUCUCAAACUCUGUGGGCGAGAUUCACAUGAAGACAAUGCCAGCGGCCAUGUUCAGACUCUUAACAGGACAGGAGACUCCUAUGUAUAUAUAAACCAAGGACAGAUCCCAUUUUCCUCCACAGAGGAGCUGUAAGCAGUGGUUGUUUACAGUCCAGUUGGAGAGCUCUAGGUGGACAAGAUUAGCAGACUAAUGAGUGUCUGAGGAUGGCUAGUGAGCCAGGGAUUGUCUCUCUUACUGUUGUGUCGCUGACUUAUCAUUUUUUUCCUCCAUCUUUUCUGAGCUAACAUUCAUUCAACUGACACUCACGAUAUUUUGCUGAUGUUAAUACUAAGGAGGGUCAUCUGGGCAGAAGGUGUUUACGUUAUUUAUUUGUGUUGUUUUUUGUUUUUUUUGGGACGCCUCACAAUGUAUAUUUUUAUAUUCAUAUCAAUGUCAUAUUGUACCUGCAUAUUGUCUCAUUUAGUUCUCUUUGCUCUAUUUAAUUUUCAUGUAAAUACAUAUUUUGCUAAUGCGUCGGAAGUAAUGGGGAAGGGUCAUGGUUGCUUUGUAAAUAUUUAUUGACUUUUCCUGCUGGUUUGAUAGCAGGGAAGAGAGCCCUUGACCGCUAAAGGACGGUUGAAAUCGUGCUCUCAAUAUAGUUUAGAUGGACAAUAAAAGGGAAUUGGGGAGUGACUUGGGUAAUAUAAUUUUGUUUAUAUACAGUACCAGUCAAGAUUUUGGACACACCUACUCAUUCAAGGGUUUUUCUUUAUUUUUAUUA